GGGGCGGGAAGGUGGUAGAACACCGCCUUGAGCUCGGUUUGCAGGUCUUUAAGUGGUCGCGCCCCCUUGGAGAACACGACCAGAAGGCGAGGCGGUCCCGGGCUUUCUAGCCGCGUGGUGAUUGGACCACUUGCCACGGAACAUAGUUGAAACAGAAAAUAGGAAGAUGGCAGCAAACCCUUCAGGACAAGGUUUUCAAAACAAAAAUAGAGUUGCAAUCUAGGCAGAACUGGACAAAGAAAAAAGAAAAUUACUAAUGCAGAACCAAUCUUCAACAAAUCAUCCUGGAGCUAGCAUUGCGCUCUCGAGACCCUCUCUUAACAAGGACUUCCGGGACCACGCUGAGCAGCAGCACAUUGCAGCCCAGCAGAAGGCGGCUUUGCAGCAUGCACAUGCACAUUCAUCUGGAUACUUCAUAACUCAGGAUUCUGCAUUUGGGAAUCUUAUUCUUCCUGUUUUACCUCGCCUUGACCCAGAAUGAAGAAAAUAUUUGUAACAAAAGUGACUUUGUAAUAUCAAAUGCCAAAGCUACUAUCAGUUAGUGCUAUACAAACUGUGACUUGCCGAAUUUUGGUGAACUUUUACAUAUUUUGUUUCUUUAAAAGAAAGAUAUGUGUAAGUGAAAGCAAAAAAGAAGGGUGACCAGGAUGAUGAAAGCUCUGGAAGCUGUAUUAUCUGAGGAACUGAUUGUGCUACCCAUGACUGUAACUUUUGUGUAAUGCAGUUUGAUUUUUAAUUCUGAGUCAGACUCUGAAUUAAUUGGAUGUGGUCAUAUAAA
This is a messenger RNA of Eubalaena glacialis (North Atlantic right whale), 778 nucleotides long. Its product is annotated as SOSS complex subunit C-like. Gene Ontology annotation, cellular component: SOSS complex; nucleoplasm; nucleus. Bases 257 to 481 code for a protein of 74 amino acids. Lineage: Eukaryota; Metazoa; Chordata; Mammalia; Artiodactyla; Balaenidae. The transcript has a single exon. Gene Ontology annotation, biological process: DNA repair. The record is from RefSeq and is a predicted model, not a curated record.